Messenger RNA from Hyaena hyaena (striped hyena), 680 nucleotides. It is a transcript of the gene MRPL55, whose product is annotated as mitochondrial ribosomal protein L55. The coding region runs from base 203 to 583 and encodes 126 amino acids. The record is from RefSeq and is a predicted model, not a curated record. The transcript has 4 exons. Gene Ontology annotation, biological process: translation. Gene Ontology annotation, molecular function: structural constituent of ribosome. Gene Ontology annotation, cellular component: mitochondrial large ribosomal subunit. NCBI's taxonomy places the organism in Eukaryota, Metazoa, Chordata, Mammalia, Carnivora, Hyaenidae.
UCGUAAGCUCUGCGCGACGUAGCGCCGGCGCAGGACAGGGUGCUGGGUCUGCCCAGUGUGCACCGUCUCCGCGGUCGCUGCUGUUUCCAACUGGCCAGCAGCGUCCCGGACGCUGGUAGUGGAGGUUGCUCCGGAGCCCGGUUGCACACCAGGCCAGUGGCUGACCCUGAGCCUCCACGUGCCACAGGGGCCCUCGGGAAGAAUGGCCACCAUGGGCAGUCUGCUUGGCUUGCUGCGGCGGCACGUGCUGACCCGGGCUGCUGCUGAGUAUUGCCGCCUGCACACGUCGUCCCGGCUCUCCGACAGCAACAGGGCCUCGCUCACGCGUGUGCGCCGGCAAACCUAUGCGCGCCUCUACCCAGUACUCCUGGUCAAGCAGGACGGCUCCACCAUCCACAUCCGCUACCCAGAGCCACGGCGAAUGCUUGAGAUGCCCGUGGAUCUGGACGCUCUGUCCCCAGAGGAGAGGCGGGCCCGGUUCCGGAAACGCAUGGCGCAGCUCACAGAGCAAAAGCAGCAGGAGCCAGAGCUGCACGACGACUUCGACGUGGAGCGGUACAAGCGGUUUUGGACCAAAAAGUGACCGUGCCUGGAAACUGGCUGGGUUGGGGACACCGUGGGCAGGGAGGGUGAGCCUUUAAAUGUGGUAUGUUCAUAAAGUCGCCUCCACCUCGCCUGUC